AUGGCAGUGUGGCGCAUUGGUGUUUCAUAUGCUAGUCAGAUUUUCGGUCGGGUGGCAGUCGUGUCAUCUUUCCCCACUCACGUUUUCCAUCAGCGAUCUCGGGGCUAUGCUUCUGAACCCAUUUCCCUGACCAGCUUGAAGCGUGGUACUGGAGGUCGUUCUUCCUUUAAUGGACUGAUAGUAACGGUGUUCGGUGCUCCGGGCUACUUGGGUCGACACAUUAUUACGCACUUGGGUCGAGUUGGUGCCCAAGUCAUUGUCCCUUAUCGUGGCGAUCCCUACUUUGUUCGCGACCUUAAAGUUAUGGGUGAUCUGGGUCAAAUCCUUUUCUGUCCCUUUCAUCUGGAAGACGAAGAGGCGAUCAAGAAGUCUAUGCGCUUCAGUAAUGUGGCUAUCAAUUGUAUGGGCAAGUUUAAUAGCACGCACAACUUCACCCAUGAGGCAGUCAAUGUAGAGGGGGCUGCACGUGUAGCCCGCCUUUCCAAGGAAAUGGGAGUGGAGCGUUUCGUGCACAUCUCAGCGCUCUCGCAAAGCCCCAACCCCGAAAGGUUUGUCUGGAAGCCCUCCGAGUUUCGUCGCACGAAAGCCCUUGGCGAGAAGGCCGUUCUUAAUGAGCGCCCAGAUGCCAUCAUCUUUCGACCUGCGGAUAUUUGGGGCAGCUCGGAUCACUUCCUUUGCUACUACGCUUCUAGGGAGCGUCGCUGUGUCCUCGGCACCAAACUGCGUGUAGCUCUGUGGAAACGUGGUCAGAAUACUGUGAAGCAGCCAGUUUAUGUGGGUGAUCUGGCCAGGGGCAUUGUUAACAGCCUCACUAUGCCCGACAGUCCGGGUAAGAUCUACGAGGCUGUGGGUCCCCAUCGCUACCGUCUGGAUGAUCUGGUCAAAUGGAUUAUCUUCAACUGUCGCUACCUUCCGCGUGAACUCAGCAUUAGCAGGCUUGAUCCCUGGUUCUUGUAA
Molecule: messenger RNA, 957 nt
Organism: Hydatigera taeniaeformis
Lineage: Eukaryota; Metazoa; Platyhelminthes; Cestoda; Cyclophyllidea; Taeniidae
Source: the annotation of a GenBank genome assembly